Pocillopora verrucosa is the source of this 2117-nucleotide messenger RNA. Its product is annotated as ATP-sensitive inward rectifier potassium channel 11. Gene Ontology annotation, cellular component: plasma membrane. NCBI's taxonomy places the organism in Eukaryota, Metazoa, Cnidaria, Anthozoa, Scleractinia, Pocilloporidae. Gene Ontology annotation, molecular function: inward rectifier potassium channel activity. The record is from RefSeq and is a predicted model, not a curated record. Gene Ontology annotation, biological process: regulation of monoatomic ion transmembrane transport; potassium ion import across plasma membrane.
GGACGAUGCUUAUGGUGACUGAGUAGGUUAAACAUUUCGUCUUUAGAUCUGUGAUGUUCAGUUCUAACUUGUCUCAACAUGGAGAGACGACCUCUAGAGAACUUGAAUCACGAUGAAUUCAGCUUUUUUUCUUUUUGAACCGCUGUUCGCAGAGCGAGCGCAUCACAGCAUUGAGCAUCCACAAGACAGUUCUACCUUUGAAAAUAUGUCAGGCAAAACCAAAGAUACUCGAAUUAACAUAACUUCCAAUCCUAUCUCGUCAGAUUUAUCUUCAUCAGAGAGGAGUAGUUCUCGUUCAAGACCACAUCGCCAUCGCUUGUUACACAAAAAUGGCAAAGUAAAUUUGCGGCCCUACAGAGUUCCGCUGAAGAAAGAACGCUUUUUGGCAGAUUUCUUCACAUCUAUAAUUGACGCUAAGUGGCGAUGGGUCAUAGCGAUUUACUCAGCUGGUUUCAUCUUCAGCUGGUCGUUUUUCGGCACAGCCUGGUUUGCGAUUUUCUGGCUCCGUUUGCACUACGAUAAUGGGACCGUUUGUGUGGACAAUGUAGAUUCUUGGACAUCGGCUUUCUUGUUCUCAGUGGAAACUCAAACUACCAUUGGUUAUGGUGGACGACAGAUAACCCCACAAUGCCCUGAGGCCGUGGUUUGUCUUCUGCUCCAGUCUCUCACCGGCUUUCUUUUGUCUACGUCACUGCUUGGCCUCGUUUUCGCCAAACUUUCCCGACCUCGUCCGAGGGGCCAAACGGUCAUUUUCUCGAAGCACGCAGUCGUGGCGCCAUACGAUGGACUCUUGUCGUUGAUGUUUCGGGUCGGCGACGCGCGCAAGAGCCAAUUGUUAGAUGUGGCAAUAUCUCUUCACUGCUUUUGCUUUCGGACCACAAAGACUGGGGAGGAAAUUUUAUUCUCCCAAACGGAACUUCCCAUCACAACUGAGCAUGGGAGCGAGGUCGGCGAACUCAUCAAACCGUUUCUGUUACUUCCCUUGACAGUAGUGCAUGUCAUUGACGAGCGCAGUCCGCUGUACGAGCUUGGGCCGCAAGAGCUUGCGAAUUCCCGUAUGGAAUUCAUUGCUGUCUUAGAGGGCGUUGUGGAAUCAACGAGCAUGGUUACCCAGGCAAAGACUUCAUUCUUAGCAGAUGAAAUUCGUUGGGGUCGGCGGUUUCUCCCAAUCUCUCUGCAUCGUGAUAACAGAACAGACCUAUCGUCUUUUGAUGCAACAUACAAAGUGAAAACACCUCAAACGUCACCCAGGGAAUAUGAGAGAUCAAACCGAAAGAUAAAACAUCGAGAAUAUGAGAAUACGGCGACAGAAAAGACAGAGGUGGAAACUGAAAAUGGCGACUGUCAUGUGAGUGUUGAGCCAAUUAACGGUUCAUCAACCGUGAGUUCAACCACCUAUUGUCAGAAAAACUGUAACUGCGAUGUCGCUCAGACAUAAGAUGUACAGAUGCCCGUAAAGCAGGACAUUUGCGGAGAACGCUGGUCCAGUCUAAGAAAAGACUUGAUCGAAGCCGCAUUGGAGGUCUUAAGAGUUAAUAGCGUUAACUCUUUUUCAAUCACUAUUCCGUCAGGAAUAUCCAAAGGAGGCUCAGCAAAGGAGAGAGAGGCAACCCAGGAGUGAACGAAAAAUUGCAGAAGGUCAAUUGUCGCUCCUGGAAAAAGAUGUUUCCCGCUUCAAUGACUGCUUAAAAAAUCCCUCUCGUCAAAACGUUGUUAAACGAAGGAUAAAGAAAAACUGAUAAAAAUUAAAAAAAAAAGAAAGAAUGAAAAGAAAAAAAGGAAAAGCUUGGAAAAUCUUAUGUGAUAGUAGUGAUUAACACGGAGAAAUUGGCUUACCGUUUAACCCUUUGACUCCCACGUCAAACUUGUAAUCCUUCUUUCUGUCAACAAUACAAGUCUUAUAUUGUUAGUUCAGAGAAUUUAGUAUUGGAUCAACUAAUUAUCCUCAUAUUGACAUUUUUCUUUAUUCUCAUAACUUAUCUGAUUGAUAUUGUAUUGAUAUUGUAAGGAGAAAUUCUGUCUUGGUCACUCAUGGGAGUUAAAGGAUUAAAGAACAAGCAACGUACUCAAGUAUUUAAUCUGAAAUUUUGUAAAUAAAAUUGCCUUGUAUUAUUGAA